Messenger RNA from Bacillus rossius redtenbacheri, 1073 nucleotides. RefSeq lists its product as uncharacterized. Lineage: Eukaryota; Metazoa; Arthropoda; Insecta; Phasmatodea; Bacillidae. The coding region runs from base 160 to 921 and encodes 253 amino acids. Gene Ontology annotation, cellular component: trans-Golgi network. The record is from RefSeq and is a predicted model, not a curated record. The transcript has 6 exons.
AUGUUUUGAUCGAUUAUACUGAUAGGAUAAUGAUACGGAACCCAUCCUACACUUUAAUUUUAAUCUGUGAUUGUGGCUGCAAUGUUGUUUUGUUUUUCCUUGUUGCUACUUGUUUUGAUUAUGUAAAUUGAAAAAUUGAGACUUUAGAAAGUAUUUAAAAUGUUGGUCUCUAGGAAAUAUAUAUUUGUUGUAUUUGUGUGUUAUUUGGUACCAGUUUGCACUUCUGUUGGACUUAGUGCUUGUGAGAAAAUAGGUUUAUGUCAGUGUUUAUUUUCUAACGGAGUUACAAUCAAUUUGACACCUCUCAGCAGGUCACGAGAGUCAAGUUUGGUAGCGGCACUUGCUGAUGUGACAGUAUACUUCCAUCCUUGUUCCGACGUACCGCUGGGCAACAGUUCGAAAAGCUCGUGUGCGAAGGCCUCUUCGUUGUGUUUGUACAACAAAACAAGUAACACAUAUUACAAUCUUGGAAAAUCAGCUGAUGCCGUAUUUUCAUCUGAAGGGUUACACACAACUGUUUUGAAGUACAGUAAUUUAGGAAAGAGUGCUGCCAUCCAGCUUGUGUGUGAGUCUGUGCCCGGAGCUGGCAGUACCCUGGUGAUCGAAGCAGUGAACACUUCGUACGCCGCUCUGGUGCUGAAGUCACCGUGGGCGUGCGCCAGACGGGUCAUGGACGCAGACGCCGCCGACACCACGAUGGAGGGCAUGUCGACCGGCUCCUUGCUGGUUAUCCUCUUCUUCGUGUUCUCCCUGGUGUACGCGGGGGGCGGAGCGCUCGCCCUGAGGUUCCUCCGAGGAGCCUCCGGCAGGGAGAUGAUUCCCAACUACGACUUCUGGGCGGACCUUCCCUACUUGUGCAGGGAUGGUCUGCUGUUUAUGAUAUCUGGCUGCAAACCACUGCCUGCCUAUGACAGGAUAUAGUAACAGCGUAUUUUUUUUUUUUUUGUAAAGUUUAUGUAUCUCAUUAAGUUUAACAAAUUUAAUAUAAUGUGCCUUUGUGAAGUGGCUUGCAGCAUUUGUAUUUGCAUGCUACUUUCAUGAAUGUUAAAUAAAUUGUAUACAUUUUUCAUUAA